AUGGGUUCAGCCGUCGUCGAGCCCAAUGGCGCUCCCAAGGCAGUGGAAGCCGAUGGUCUGGUCAUGCCAAUUAUCAACUUCUCACAAUUCACGAAGGGCGAUAUCGCCACCAGGAAGGCUGUUGCAGACUCCAUACUCCAUGGCUUUCAGACUUCCGGCUUCAUAUACCUCACUCACCAUCCUAUCUCCCUCGACACCAUCGCCAAAUCCUUUGAACACUCUGCAUCAUUUUUCGCCCGGCCACAGCCCGAGAAGGACUCCCUCUGCUGGACCACACCACAGUCCAACCGCGGCUAUGUUGCAUCAGGCCGCGAGAAAGUUACACUCGCCGACCUGAACGACCGCGAGGAGAUCGCGAAACUCCGCGCCUCAAACCCUGACCUCAAGGAAUCAAUGGAGAUCGGCCGAGAAGGCGUCGAGGGCCUCCCGAAUCGCUGGCCUGAGAAGCUUGACGCCCAAGGCGAAGCCUUUACUGCACACAUGAAGUCGUUCUUCCUCGAAUGCAAAGACUUACACAUGCAAGUAAUGCGCGCCAUCGCACUCGGGAUGGGCCUUGACUCCUCGGAGUCCAACACGCGCGACUCAUUCUUUGACUCGUUCACUUCCGCGGGCGAUAACAAUUUGCGCCUGCUACACUAUCCUGCAGUUCUGAAAUCAGUCUUCAAGGACAACCCCGACCAAGUCCGCGCAGGCGCCCACUCGGACUACGGCUCCAUCACUCUCCUCUUCCAGGACUCCGUCGGCGGGCUUGAAGUCCAGUCACCGCAAGGCACCUGGGUCCGGGCAACACCAGUACCGGGCUCGAUCGUCGUGAAUGCAGGCGACUUACUGAACAGGUGGAGCAACGGGACAAUCAAGAGCACGAAACAUAGGGUCGUGCAACCGCCUGCGAAAGCAGGGGACGAGAGCGAGAUGUACCCAAAGAGGUACAGUAUCGCGUACUUCUGCAAUCCGAAUUUUGAUAGGGUCAUUGAGGCGCUACCGGGAACGUUUGGGGAGAAGGCACGGGAGAAGGAAAAAAUCUGGGAGCCGAUCAAGAGUGGGGAUUAUUUGGUGAUGCGGUUGGCGGCGACUUAUUGA
This is a messenger RNA of Cyphellophora attinorum, 1080 nucleotides long. Its product is annotated as putative 2-oxoglutarate-dependent dioxygenase. Gene Ontology annotation, molecular function: dioxygenase activity. Bases 1 to 1080 code for a protein of 359 amino acids. The transcript has 2 exons. NCBI's taxonomy places the organism in Eukaryota, Fungi, Ascomycota, Eurotiomycetes, Chaetothyriales, Cyphellophoraceae. The record is from RefSeq and is a predicted model, not a curated record.